Molecule: messenger RNA, 1622 nt
Organism: Stegodyphus dumicola
Lineage: Eukaryota; Metazoa; Arthropoda; Arachnida; Araneae; Eresidae
Product: flavin-containing monooxygenase 5-like
Source: RefSeq, a predicted model, not a curated record
AUAGUUUGAAAGAGGUUGACGAAUAUAAAAACAAAAAUGUCUUAGUUGUUGGAAUGGGCUGUUCUGCUUUAGACGCUGCAGUUGGAGUAAGCGAUGUUGCCAAACAAGUCUAUUUGAGCACACGGACUGGAGCAUAUGUUCUAAACAGAGUUGGACCACACGGAUAUCCCAUAGAUUACUUCUUUAUGAGAAGGCAUUUGUACAAAAUGAUGGAUAUUUUCCCAUUACAAGUAUGUAAUUGGUACAUGGAGAAAUUCUAUAUUGAUAACAGGUUCCAUCAUAAACUAUAUAAUGUACCUCCAAAAUAUCACUUCUUUAACAAGGAUCCUGUCAUUAAUGAUCAUUUUGGCUCAAAGUUGCUGUCUGGAUCUAUAAUUCAAAAGAGAGAUAUUGAACGUUUUACAGAGAAGGGUGUCUAUUUCGAAGAAAGCAGUGAGGAGACAGAAAUAGAUGCUGUCAUUAUGGCCACAGGAUACACAUGGAAAUUUUCAUUCCUAGAAGAGGGAAUAGUAACUCAAGAAAAGAAUGGACGAAUCAAUUUAUACAAAGGAAUAUAUCCUCCCCAACUCAAACAUCCAACUCUUGCAAUAAUUGGUUUCCUCUUGACAUUCGGACCUGGGUUCCCGACUGGCGAGUUACAGUGUCGAUGGGCAGCUCAUAUGCUUGCAGGAAAAGGACACUUACCAUCCUCAAGAAAGAUGCUAAAAGAUAUCGAAAGAACGCAUCGUGCAAAUGCGAAGAGAUAUUCCCCAAGUGAUAAAAUGACUUUGAGGGUUGACUGUUUGCAAUACAUGGACGACAUCGCAUCAAAGUUUGGGGUAAAGCCAAACCUACCUAAGUUAUUUUUUACUGACAUCCGGCUAUUUUGGAAGAUCUGUUGGGGUCCUUUCGUCUCUUAUCAGUAUCGACUUCAAGGACCACAUAAAUGGAAAGGAGCAAGAGAAGCCAUUAUGACAUCGAAGCAGCGAAUGUUAUAUCCCUUACAGAGAGAUGGCUCUAAAUAAUUAAGAAUGAAAUUUUAUUAAUGAAUAUUUAUAAGAUACAAUAUAAAAAUAAUAUGAAAGUAUAUAUACGAUAUUCAUAUAUAUGUAUGCAUAUAUUUAUGAAGAGGCAAGAAAUUAAUAACGCGAUACGUCUGAAAUCAUUUCACUACUAAAAGACUGCCGAAUUAAAAGAAAUGUUUUCGUCAGUCUAAAAACUCUAUUUAUAGAGAGUUGACAUGCGCAUCAAGGUUUUUCUACGUGCUUAAAUCUUCAUUUAUUUUUAAUAUGCAUCAAAAUAAAUCUAAUCUUACAGAAUUUAAACACUCAACCAUCAAAUAAUUUUUGAAAAUAUUUUUGCUGAAAAUAAAAGGAAAUUGCCAUUUUUCUGCAUUUAAACGCUUUUCGAUUGCAUUUACAAAUUUAAAGCACAUUAUUAUUCCCUUAUACAAAAAGUAUUUCACAUUUUCCUUCAAGGAAUUAGUGAGUUUAGAGCUGAAGAUAUGAUAAAUAUCUUCAAUCGUAUAUACUGGUUAAUAUGAUUUUUAUAAUAGUCGGUAAAAAUUAAAUUAUUUUACAGUUGAUUUUCUUUGUAUUUCAACUCUGUAAUAUUUAAUUAUGAGUUAUAGAUUUUAACUUGAA